UCGUGCCGCAACGACGAAAAGAAUGGAUUCUCCUUCUAACCCUGCGUCAUACUUCCAUGAACUUGGUUGACGCAAGUGCUUUACGCGGUAGAUGGUUCUCUUACGCAUUCUUCUCUCCCAAUCAGGAUUGCAUGAAACAGCUGUCAAAGUUUGCGACUGAGGGAAAGAUAAAGCCAAUUAUCGAACGAGUACAACCUUUCGAAGAACUACCAUCAGCAUAUGAGCACGUAUCCCAGCUGCAUGGUCGAGGGAAGACAGUAUUGAAGUGGUAGAU
Strongylus vulgaris is the source of this 274-nucleotide messenger RNA. Lineage: Eukaryota; Metazoa; Nematoda; Chromadorea; Rhabditida; Strongylidae. The record is from the annotation of a GenBank genome assembly.